AUUUAGAAAUUUUAUUAACAUUUUCAUAGGUCGCGCUCUAAUGAAAUUUCCAGUGUUUGCCAAGGCAAUCCAGAAAUGUGGUAUCGUUUUGAGAUCUUACGGCAUAUCACUUACAGAUAUCUUAACAAGUGAUAAUAAAAAUAUUUUUGAUAAUAUUUUAAAUUUUUUAUUGAGUCUUAUUGGACUACAGAUUGGAUUAGUUGAUCUUUUAACAUCUAUUGGUGUAGUCCCCGAUUUUAUAAUCGGUCACUCCAUCGGUGAACUAAUCUGUGGAUAUGCCGAUGGAUGUUUAUCGGCCAAAGAAACGAUUCUGUCGGCAUAUUUCAUCGGUUUAGCCCUUCACGAGUCGAAAAUAAUUAAUGGCUCUAUGGCUGAAAUUAAUCUCGACCUUGAAACCUUAAAAGUUAUGUGUCCUUCGGAUAUCGAUAUAGCUUGUUACAAUAGUUCUUCUAAUUUUAUUGUAAGCGGACCAACGAAUUCUAUAAAAACAUUCCUGACCAAAUUGCAGGCGAAUAGUAUAUCUAUAAAAGAAAUUUUUUGUGGUUAUAUACCUUUUCAUAGUCGUUACAUCAAACCUGCUGUUGCUAAGUCUGAAGAAUACUUGAACCAAACAUUACCACAAAAAAAGUUUCACAGCUCAAAGUGGCUGACAACAUCCUCAAAUGAGUACUCCAAUACUAUACCUUUAUGUUCAAAAUAUUAUACAAAUCACUUCUUGUCUCCGGUGUUAUUCGCAAAGACGAUACGUUCAGUUCCAAGAGAUACAGUGACGAUUGAAAUAUCUCCUCAGAAUAUUCUUCAACACAUUUUGAACAAUUAUUUAUACUCUACAGUAACAAACGUAGCGCUAUAUGAACGAACCGAGGAUCAUAAUAAUGAGAUAUUUUUAGAAUCAAUUGGAAAACUUUAUAACGCAGGAUUGCAGCCACAGAUUGCAAAUCUCUAUCCGACAGUGGAAUUUCCUGUAAGCCGUGGUACCACAAUGAUUUCUCCUCUUAUAAGAUGGGAUCAUUCA
Molecule: messenger RNA, 1015 nt
Organism: Temnothorax curvispinosus
Lineage: Eukaryota; Metazoa; Arthropoda; Insecta; Hymenoptera; Formicidae
Product: fatty acid synthase-like
Exons: 4
Biological process (GO): fatty acid biosynthetic process
Molecular function (GO): fatty acid synthase activity
Source: RefSeq, a predicted model, not a curated record